Molecule: messenger RNA, 1778 nt
Organism: Ceratitis capitata (Mediterranean fruit fly)
Lineage: Eukaryota; Metazoa; Arthropoda; Insecta; Diptera; Tephritidae
Product: sensory neuron membrane protein 1
Exons: 8
Coding region: 1-1491 (496 amino acids)
Cellular component (GO): membrane; cytoplasm
Molecular function (GO): scavenger receptor activity
Source: RefSeq, a predicted model, not a curated record
AUGUAUAAGAAAAUACUCAUUGGAUCUGCGAUUGCGCUCGUUUUUGGCAUAUUUGUUGGAUUUAUAGGCUUCCCAAAGUUAUUGAAGAAAAUGAUUAAAGGGCAAUUAAAUUUGAAACCUGGCAGUGAACCACGUGAAAUGUGGGAAAAAUUUCCGAUUGCGCUCAAUUUCUCAGUUUACGUCUUCAAUGUGACUAAUCCCGAUGAGGUGCAGAAUGGUGGAAAACCGCACCUGCAAGAGGUCGGACCGUUCGUGUUUGAAGAAUGGAAGGACAAAUAUGAUUUGGAGGACUUUGAGGACGAAGACGCGGUGGCGUAUAAUAUGCGGAAUACUUUUAUUUUUAGACCUGAUUUGGGUUUGAGUGGCGAGGAUUUUAUAGUGAUGCCACAUCCACUGAUACAGAUCAUGGCGAUUGCCGUUAAACGCGAUAAAGAAGUAAUGAUCAAUAUGAUAUCCGAGGGUAUUGAGGCGCUUUUUAAGCCGACAACACCGUUUGUACGUGCACCAUUUAUGGAUAUCUUCUUCAGGGGCAUCGAUGUGGACUGUUCGGUCGAUCAUUUCGCUGCCACGGCGAUUUGUUUGAACUUUCAUACUGGAGCCGUCAAGGGCGCUGUUAAAGUGAAUGAAACACAUUUUAAAUUCUCAUUAAUGGGCGGUGCCAAUCACACUGACGCCGGCCGCUACAAGGUUGCGCGCGGUGUCAAGGUGAAUCGUGAUAUUGGCCGCGUACUGGAAUUUGAUGAUUCUGAUGAGCUCAGUGUUUGGGAUGGUGAUGAGUGCAAUCGCUUUCGUGGCACUGAUACAACAAUAUUUGCGCCGCUAAUGAAGCCCGAAGAGGGUCUUUGGUCUUUUGCUGCCGAUUUAUGUCGUUCUCUGGGUGCUGAAUAUGAAAAGAAAACGAAAUAUGCUGGCAUACCGGCAUAUUAUUACACAAUUGAUUUGGGAGACCCAAAGAACGAUCCAGAGCUGCAUUGUUUUUGCAGAGACUAUCCAGACGACUGUCCACCUAAAGGCACUAUGGAUCUCACUUUGUGCAAUGAGGCACCGUUGAUUGUAUCUUUGCCUCACUUCUUUAAAGCGGAUCCGCAAUUGGUUGCAGAUGUGGAUGGCCUCAAUCCGCAGGAGGAGAAGCAUGGUGUAUUUAUUAUUUUCGAAAGUAUUUCCGGUACACCAUUGUCUGCCGCCAAACGCCUACAAUUUAGCCUCUCCGUUAUGCCCGUACCAGAAGUUGAAGUUAUGAAGAGUCUGCGUAAACUAACCAUGCCACUAUUUUGGGUGGAAGAAGCAGCAAGUUUGGAUAAAACAUGGACGGAUAUGUUGAAGAAAAAGGUUUUCUUAGUCAUCAAAAUUAAUAAUAUCUUUAAAUGGAUGUCAACUAUUUUCGGUGCUUGUGGUCUCUUUGUGAGUCUCUAUAUGUUAUAUGGUAAAAAUCAAAUAACCACAACAAAUGUUACACCAACAACUGAAGUAAAUACGAUCGAAAAACAUUAGAGAAUUUGACGUUCUGAAAUUGAGUUAGCGAUGAAGAGUUAAAAAAUGUUAUUUAAAGUUUAUUUAAUUAAUAUCUUGUUGUAGUGUAGUUGUUGUAGAAAAUAUGAAAAAAUUUCAAAAUGUUUAUAAACAUGGUAUACCAGUCAUAUUGUACAAUUAUUAGUUUAAUAGUAAUAAAUGUGAAAUACUGACGAUUUUCGCAAUCAUAUCAACAUUUGCUGAAAUUCUCAGCAGAUUCUCUUGGGCAAUUACUAUUUAGGUGUUACAACGAUAAUUUACCGCACUUA